This is a messenger RNA of Phycodurus eques (leafy seadragon), 2455 nucleotides long. It is a transcript of the gene c1qtnf5, whose product is annotated as C1q and TNF related 5. Gene Ontology annotation, molecular function: protein binding. The record is from RefSeq and is a predicted model, not a curated record. The transcript has 3 exons. Lineage: Eukaryota; Metazoa; Chordata; Actinopteri; Syngnathiformes; Syngnathidae. Bases 217 to 969 code for a protein of 250 amino acids.
CACACCAACAUCAAAUAUAUUCUUCACUUUCUCCCUCAUCCUCUCACUCUCUCUCACUCUCUCUCUCUCUCUCUCCCUCUCUCUCUCUCUGUCUUUCUCUCUGUCCUCCACGCACUCUGGACACACCAAACACCCAAACCACCGCCGAAUUAGAUUUCAUGACCAUUUCCUCUCAGCUCCGAGACAUCUAAAGCUCGCUGACAUCGUAGCUCCGCAAUGACAACGCUCAAGCUGGUUCCUUUACCGCUCUUCCUGCUCGUCCUCCAAGUGCGUCUUUCCACUCUGUUAGAGGACAACAAGAUCCCUGCCAGUCUGUGCACGGGCCAUCCCGGCAUCCCGGGCUCGCCCGGAGUUCACGGCAGCCCCGGUCUGCCCGGGCGAGACGGACGGGACGGAAGGGAUUCUGCACCGGGGGAGAAAGGAGAAAAGGGGGACACGGGAGUACCAGGUGAGACGGGCGAGCGAGGUAUGACGGGAGACAGAGGUGAGCCUGGAGAGAGAGGCCAGAAGGGCGAGGCAGGACAGUGCGCCGUGGCACCCAAAUCGGCCUUCAGCGCCAAAGUGUCGGAAGGGCGCGACUUACCCCUCCCCGCGGGCGACACGGUGGUCUUUGACAAGAUCCUUCUUAACGAACAGGCCGACUACAACUCGGAGACGGGCCGCUUCACGUGCAAAGUUCCCGGCGUGUACUACUUUGCCGUACAUGCCACCGUGUACCGCGCUAGCUUGCAGUUUGACCUGAUGAAAAACGGACACGCCGUCGCUUCCUAUUUCCAGUUUUUCGGCAACUGGCCCAAACCGGCAUCGUUGUCGGGCGGGUCCCUGAUCCAUGUGGUCCCUGGGGACCAGGUGUGGAUUCAGAUGGCUCUGGGGGAAUACAACGGAUUCUACUCCAGCACUAAGACAGACAGCACCUUCAGCGGCUUCCUGGUGUACUCAGACUGGAAAAACUCUGCGGUGUUUGCAUGAGCGGUCAUACCUUGCAUAGGGAAAGUAACCACACGAUGGCCUAUUUAAGAUUUUUUUUAAUGAGCGAUUUUUGGAUGGCGAUGAGAACUGAAUACAUUGUAGUUGUGUAAUGAAGAAGAAAAAACUCACAACAGGCACAUACUAAACUGCAUAAAAUGUUUUUUUUUUUAGUAUCUACUUUACUCUUGCCUUUAGACUGCAGUGGAAUCUCUACGGUUGAACACAAUUCCACGCAGGACGCCUGCCGAUAGGGAUCCACAGAUAUCGUUUUUUUUUUUUUUUUUUUUUUUUUUCUCAGACCGAGUACGAGUACAAGUACUUACAUUUGAGUACUCAUUGAUACCACGUCCCAAUACUUGAUAAUGCCAUUAUGUUUUGCAAUUGUAUUGAAAGUGUGUUUUAUUUUAUUUUUUUGAAUCAACUAUUGUUCAAAAAUGCAAAACAAAAUAUUUUCUUGAACAUGACAUAAGUUUAAGACUCUUUAAACUAACAACUUUCCAUUACUGACAUUUUAACAUCCGACUGCAUAUUUUUCUAUUUCCUGCAGCACAUUUCACUUAAAUGUAGCCUAUAACACAAGGUAUUUCAGUUAUGGGGUCUCGGUCUGAACACUAGGGGGCACUAUGUAAAUAGAGUACAUAAAGUAGAUGAAAUCUGAUUUGUUUGCAUUUUAUGGAAAAAAAAAAGGUCCCAUAGAAAAUAAGGGAAAAUAUAAAUCAUUAAUAAUAAAAGAAACAAGUAAAUUUGUUUUAAUAAAAUUAACAAACACAAAGAACAUAUAAAAACAUAUAAAAAAGUAAAAAAAAAAUCCAGAAGGAAACUUGUUUUCUUAACUGCACUGGCAAUGUUUAAAGGACCAUUUUAACAUUCUUAAAAGUCAUACAAGGCUAAAGAAGAAGAAUUAUUGCUACGAUGUAAAAACAAUAAAACAUGUGCAUGUUGAAUCACAACUUUAAUGACAAAGCCGUAAUGAUAGCGUGACACCUUAAGCGUUCUUGGGCCCCAUAUCCUACAUAAAUAUUAUUAUUAUUAUUAUUAUUUAUAAUACCUACUGACUCACCCACGCUCAUUAUGUAACAUUCUACGUCAACUUUGAAAACAAGCGACAACAACUACUGUAUGUUGUCUGUUGACAUUGGAGCAUUUACGUCAUACAACUUUGAGUUUAAAUGAUUCUUGUUAACUCUCAUUGUUGGGGCUGGUCCCUAUUUUGGAAUAAGUGUUUCAAAAAGCCAAAGCAAAAACUCAUCACAAUAUUGAGCUCUUGUUUCUGAUGUCUCAUCAUGCAUGACAGUUGUCCGAGCUCCGAGUUUUGACGUCGGAAGCCUAUUCGUCAUAAAAAGAAAUUUCCAUUCUAAGUGGAACGUUUGGUUUUUGAGGUUCCACCGUGUGGUGUGCAACAGACCAAUUGUAUACUACCCAGCUGCAAGCAUUUUUUUAUUUGCCUUCUCGACCAUUGCUGCUCAUUUGCAGCAAAUUGUGUACA